AUGCAGUUCCGUGCUCUUACAGGUGCGCUGGUAGCUGCCGCCGUCGCUUCCGGUGCCUUCUACGCUUACAACGGUAACCGCACGACAGGUCAUACCCACUCUCCCGCCGACCAAGCCAGGAAUCUGUCCAGCGCUCUGAGCGAGGAGCCCACUAGGAAAGCCCUGGUCGUUGGCCCUAGCGAGCUAUAUACUGGAACCAUUACCGGAAGUGGUCCCAUCUCCAAAGAGACGGAUGAUUACGGCAGGAAGGUUCUCGAGAUGCUGGAUCCGGACCAAGCCACGGCUAAGCUGAGGAAGAAUGAGGAGUCAUGGCUUGUUGGACGGGGACAAGGCGUGGUGCGCUACGAUGUGGUACAGUGCCCAAGCAAUGAUCCAAUAGAAGACGAUCACGCAGAGAAGAUUAUCGAGGUGCCAUCGAAUCUGGCGGCUACCGACAAUGGUGCCACGGCGAGCGAUUGGAUGUUCUGGGGUGUUUUCGACGGACACAGCGGCUGGGUCACGUCUGCCAAACUCCGCCAAACGCUCAUCUCCUAUGUAGCUCGCGAGCUCAACACGACCUACAAAUCUGCCGUCGAAGACCCCAAGCUGCAAUUCCCGACCCCUGACGCCAUCGAUAGAGCAAUCAAGACAGGCUUCACUAAGCUAGAUAACGAAAUCGUGCACGAGUCUGUUAAAAAGGUGCGAAAGGCACAAUCCAAGGUGGCGGCUGCUGAGCUCCUUGCACCCGCCCUCUCUGGUUCAUGCGCACUCCUAUCUUUCUACGACAGCCGAUCGAAGCUACUUCGCGUGGCCUGCACUGGUGACUCUCGCGCCAUCCUUGGUCGGCGAGGCCCCAACGGCAAAUGGACAGUGACUCCUCUGUCAGAAGAUCAGACUGGUGGAACAACAAGCGAGGCGGAGCGACUUCGCAAAGAGCACCCGGGUGAACCCAAUGUAGUCAGGAAUGGCCGCAUUCUGGGCGGACUAGAGCCAUCUCGUGCUUUUGGUGACGCAUACUACAAAUGGUCGCUCGAAACCAAUGCUGAACUAAAGAAGUCCUACUUUGCGCGGACACCGUCAUCACUACUCAAGACCCCUCCUUACGUUACUGCCGAGCCCGUCAUCACUACGACCAAAGUGGAGCCCGAGAAGGGUGACUUUGUCGUCAUGGCUACGGAUGGCUUGUGGGAGAUGCUCACUAACGAAGAGGUCGUAGGCUUAGUAGGCCAGUGGCUUGAUGCUCAGGGCAAUCCCGGUAGCCAAGGCUCACAAACGCACUCCUGGCUCACAAGCUGGUGGUCCACUCAGAAGCAACUCCCUGUAGAGCAAAAGACAGGCGAGAGCGGAGAAGGACAGCGAGCGCCGAUCCGUCAGCAACAAUGGGGUACAAAGACAAGCUUGAACGAGCGCUUCGUAGUAGAAGACAAAAACGCAGCAACCCAUCUUGUUCGCAACGCGCUCGGAGGAAAGGAUCAGGAUCAACUAAGUGCCCUCCUUACCCUCCCGAGCCCUUUCUCGCGACGGUACAGGGACGACCUGACUGUCGAGGUGAUUUUCUUUGGCGAAAGUGCUGGCACAGGAAACGUCACUCUGAACAAGGAGGCGAGCGCUGCGGAACCCGAGGUCAAGCCCAAGCUGUAG
Molecule: messenger RNA, 1620 nt
Organism: Pyrenophora tritici-repentis Pt-1C-BFP
Lineage: Eukaryota; Fungi; Ascomycota; Dothideomycetes; Pleosporales; Pleosporaceae
Biological process (GO): protein dephosphorylation
Cellular component (GO): mitochondrion
Molecular function (GO): [pyruvate dehydrogenase (acetyl-transferring)]-phosphatase activity
Source: RefSeq, a predicted model, not a curated record